Molecule: messenger RNA, 2251 nt
Organism: Nicrophorus vespilloides
Lineage: Eukaryota; Metazoa; Arthropoda; Insecta; Coleoptera; Silphidae
Gene: Qsox1
Product: sulfhydryl oxidase 2
Exons: 2
Coding region: 299-2071 (590 amino acids)
Biological process (GO): protein folding
Cellular component (GO): Golgi membrane
Molecular function (GO): protein disulfide isomerase activity; flavin-dependent sulfhydryl oxidase activity
Source: RefSeq, a predicted model, not a curated record
GCAUUGUUUUAUAACCUAGCAAUAUGCUCAAUCUAAGUGAAGUGUGGAGGGGAAAGGAGAAGAUAACCUAGCAAGACCUAGCAAUGGCUUUCAAACUCUUCGAUGCACAUUUGCAUAGUGUAUGAAAUUCAGUCAAGUGUGGACAACCAAUCAAGCCUUAGUGACACUUAUAUAGUGUAAUAAGUAAUAUAUGCACUUUGGAUAAUUCAAUAAGCAAUUUCCGUAAGCGCAGUCCGCCUAAAUAGAGCAUCAAUCAGUAGAUGAUUGUUAUGUACAUUCGCAUUGAUUUAUAUACAAAAUGAAUCGAAAAGUGUUUGCAUGUUUCUUAAUUGUUGCUAUUUACAUAGAACUUUCUGAUAAUGCUUCAUUAAGUAUUUAUGAACAGAAGAAAUAUAAAAGUUUAAUUGAAGGCCAAGGACUGUAUUCUGCUGAUGAUGAUGUGGAAAUUUUGACAAACAACAAUUUUAAAAAAAUUAUCUAUGGACAGAAAAAUGCAUGGAUUGUAGAAUUUUAUAACAGCUGGUGUGGAUUUUGCCAAAGAUUUGCUCCAUCUUGGAAAUCACUUGCUAAAGACAUAAAGGACUGGAAGAACAUUAUAAAAGUAGGAGCAAUUGAUUGUUCAGAUGAUGAUAAUAGUGCACUUUGUAGAAAUUUUGAAAUUAUGGCAUAUCCGACACUGAAAUAUUUUCAUGAAAAUUAUAUUGAAGACUCGAAACAUCUUGGUGCUGAUGUUACUAAAGGUACUGAUAUGGGUGAGCAUAAAAACUAUUUGAUUAAACAUAUGAUUUUGGAACAAGAAAAUAAAAGAGGCUUAGAUUUUCCCACAUUAUUGCCUUAUAAACAUUCAAAUAUUUUACAUUUAUUUGAUAGUAAUGUAAAUGCUAAAUAUGUAUUUUUAGUAAUUGAUAAGCCAGAAAGCAUGUUGGGUCCUCAGUUGUCACUAGAUUUUAAUGCAUAUAAAGAAAUUUGUGUAAGAUAUGCCACAACAGAAAAUGAAGCAUUGACUAAGAAGUUCAAAAUUCAAAGUUAUCCAUUUAUGACUGUAUUAACAGAUUCUAAUACUUCACAUGAUUUUAAUGGUCAAUUAAAAAGCAGGGAAGAUUUUCGGACUGCAAUUAUUGAAUAUGUGAACCCCAGUUUAGUUAUUAAAAAAAAUGAUGACUCUGGAUUAUUUACUGGUAAAUGGGUUAAUGCUGAAGUACCUGAUAUUGGAUCUCUUAUUGAAGCAAUUAGCAAAAAACAAUUAAGAGAUAAAGUGAAGAAAAUGGGAAAUGUUGUCUUUCAAGCAGAUCUGGAAUCAGCUCUGAGAUAUUCUUUAAAACAUGAAAUUGGAACAACAAAGGAUAUUUUUGGUGAAAAACUUGAUGCACUGAAAGCUUAUUUUUCAGUUUUAAUUAAAUAUUUCCCAUUUGGAAUUCAAGGAAAGGCGUUUCUGGAAGAAUUAUUAGAUUUGCUCAAAGAUAAAGUAUCACUUGAUGGAGCUACAAUUGUUGAAGUUGUAAAUAAGUAUGAUACAGAGGCAGCAAAUGUUUUUAGCUCAAAACAUCAAUGGAUUGCAUGUGAUGGGAGUACAAGUGAGAAAAGAGGAUAUCCUUGUGGACUAUGGAUGCUUUUCCAUUUUUUAACAGUUGAAGCUUCAGAAAAAACUAAUAUGCCUAAAGAAGUGUUACAUGCUAUGAAAGGAUACAUUAAGAAUUAUUUCGGUUGUGCAGAUUGCAGCAGACAUUUUCAAGAGAUGGCUGUUAGCCGAGAUUUAGAGGGUGUAACAUCGGCAAAUUCAGCUAUUUUGUGGCUAUGGAUGGCCCAUAAUACUGUCAAUAAAAGAUUGUCUGGGGAUGUGUCCGAGGAUCCAGAGUUUCCUAAAGUCCAAUUCCCUUCUGCUACAAAUUGCCCGAAAUGUCGCUUAGGUACAAAUUGGGAUUACAACGAGGUUCUUAAGUACUUGAAGAUUAUGUACAAUAGUUUAAACAUUAGGUAUAUUGGAGCAGAUUCAAGAGUAAUGCAUCCUGGUGUGAUACAGAAAAAUAUGACUACUUCGGUCCUCCAGCAAAUGGAUGCGAGCUAUUUUUAAAACGGGGCUAUCGGAAAAAGAUGUACGUACACGAUCUACUUGGCAAGGUUUGAAUAUGGAUGCAGUUUUAUUGAACUAUAAUUAUCAUACACAUCACAUGUUACUAGAUAUAUUAAUCUAUUCUGUAUUGUAUAAUAUUGUCAAUAUUGUUUUCUUAUGGGUUUUGUGCCAAUAUUUUGU